This is a messenger RNA of Macrosiphum euphorbiae (potato aphid), 3882 nucleotides long. NCBI's taxonomy places the organism in Eukaryota, Metazoa, Arthropoda, Insecta, Hemiptera, Aphididae. The record is from the annotation of a GenBank genome assembly.
AUGACGUACCGUCGACGAUACGCCGCCGGCCCGUUGGCGUGGCUGCUGAUGUCGGUGCUGGUGUCGCUGUCGGGCACCGCUUGCGCCAACAACGGCGACCCGGUGUGCGACUGGCAGCGCGUGAUGGCCGCGGACGAGGCGCAGCCGCUGCGCGUCGUGCUCAAGUGUUCGCUGCGGACCAUCAACAACGCGGACAGCGUCAUAUCUAACCUGACGUCCGCCCAAAUGGACAUGAUCACCAGCCUGACGCUCAAGUGUAGCGACGUAAUAUUUUUCGAGAGCAGCCUGGAGAACAGCUUCCUCACGCAGCUCCGGCGCCUCAACCAUCUGGACCUAGAGUACUGCAAGAUCAAGUACGUGCCGCCCGCGGUGCUCAGCACGUCCAGGGAACUGAAGAAAUUGCGCAUCCGCACCCACAACACCGACUGGUCCGCCAUGACCAUGGACUUCCAUUCGGACAGCCUGCGCGGGCUCGUCCAGCUCCGGGAACUCGACCUGUCCGAUAACAACAUCUGGAACCUGCCCAAAGAGCUCUUCUGCCCGCUGGUCGGACUCGCCAACCUGAACCUGACCAAAAAUCGGCUGCAGGACGUGUUCGAGCUGGGCUUCUCGGACUGGGGAAACGGUCCGACGGCACCCGGCAAGACGUGCAACACCGCGCUCGAGGACCUGAACUUGGCCAACAACGACAUCAUAUCGAUGCCCGAUAACGGACUGACCAGCCUCAGGGCGCUGAAAAAAUUGUACCUGCAGGAGAACCAGAUCAACCAGAUCGCGGACCGCGCGUUCGUCGGACUCACGUCCCUCAACGUGCUGAACGUGUCGAGCAACCGGCUUUCGGCGCUGCCGCCCGAACUGUUCCAUUCCACCCGGUAUCUGCGCGAAGUUUACCUGCACAACAACUCGAUAAACGUACUGGCGCCGGGAUUACUCGAGGGACUCGACCAGUUGCUCGUGUUGGACAUGUCGCACAACGAGUUGACCAGCACCUGGGUGAACCGCGACACGUUCUCCGGCCUCGUCCGGCUGGUGGUCCUCAACCUCGGCCACAAUCAGCUGUCGAAAAUCGACUCGCACGUGUUCCAGGACCUGUACAGCCUGCAGAUACUCAAUCUCGAGCACAACAACAUCGAAAUGCUGGCGGACCAGGCGUUCGCCGCGCUCAGCAACCUGCACGCGCUCACGCUGUCGUUCAACAAACUCAAACACAUCGAACCGCUGCACUUUUCCGGGCUGUACGUCAUCAAUCAGCUGUUCUUGGACAGGAACCGCAUCGACACGGUGGACGAACACGCGUUCCAAAAUUGCACGAACCUGCACGACUUGGGCCUGUACGGUAACGCCCUCCGGCAGGUGCCCGCCGCCCUGUCCAAGUUGCACAUGCUCAAGACGCUCGACCUGGGCGGUAACGUCAUCAGGCACGUGAAAAACGCGUCGUUCGACGGACUCGACUUGCUGUACAACUUGAUACUGUCCAACAACGAGAUCGGCAACCUGACCGCGAACACGUUUUCCACGAUGCCUCUGCUCCAGGUGCUGAACCUGGCCUUCAACCGACUGACGCACGUCGACCAGCAAGCGUUCGGUACGUCCAACAAGCUGCACGCCAUCCGGCUGGACGGUAACGCGCUGUCAGAUAUAAACGGCAUGUUCGACGGCUUGUCCAAACUGGUGUGGCUGAACGUGUCCGACAACCAAAUCGCCAAUUUCGAUUACUCGUACUUGCCGUCCAGCGUCGAGUGGUUGGACAUGCACAAGAACGCCAUCAGCAACCUGGGCAACUAUUACGUGCAACGCGACACGAUACAAAUAAAAAUGUUGGACGCCAGUUUCAACCGCCUCACCGAGAUCACGGACACGUCGAUACCGGACAGCGUGGAAAACGUGUUCCUCAACAACAACCUGAUACACAAAAUCAAAAUCAACACGUUCCUGCGGAAGGCCAACCUGUCCCGGGUGGUUUUGUACGCCAACAAAAUGGAGUACAUCGACAUCGCCAGUCUCCGGCUGGACCCGGUGCCGGAGACCAAGGAACUGCCGCAGUUCUACAUCGGCGACAACCCGCUGAAAUGCGACUGCACCACCGAAUGGCUGCAGCGCAUCAAUCAGCUGAGCGUGCAGCGCCAACACCCCCGCAUAAUGGACAUGGACUCGAUCAUGUGCCGGCUGGUGCACUCCAAGACCGAAAAGUACAAACCGCUGUUGGACCUGAAACCGUCGCAGUUCCUGUGCGAGUACGAGUCGCACUGCUUCUCCGUGUGCGAGUGUUGCGACUUUGACGCGUGCGACUGCGAGAUGACGUGCCCCGACAACUGCACGUGUUACCACGACCACGUUUGGUCGUCCAACAUCGUGGACUGCUCGAACGCCGGGUACAAGUCCAUCCCGGCCCGGAUCCCGAUGGACGCGACCGAGAUAUACCUGGACGGCAACGAUCUGGGCGAGCUGUCCAGCCACGUUUUCCUCGGCAAAAAGAAACUGCAAGUGCUGUACAUGAACAACAGCAACGUGGUGUCGCUGCACAACAAGACGUUCAACGGGGUGCCCGACCUGCGGGUGUUGCACAUCGAGAACAACCAGCUGGACCGGCUCAACGGCGGCGAGUUCGAGACGCUGCCCAAGCUCGCCGAACUGUACCUGAACGACAACCGGAUAACGAGCGUCGCGAACCGGUCGUUCGCCCCGCUCAAGUCGCUGCAAGUGCUGCACCUGGAGAACAAUCAGAUCAACGAGUUCCGGCCGUGGCAGCAGCUGAACGCGGCCAACACGCUGACGUCCGUCUCGCUGGCCGGCAACACGUGGCUGUGCGACUGCGACGUGAUCGUCGGGCUCGAGGGCUGGCUGAAGAACAACGAUUACCCGCCGUCGACGAUGCUGUGCUCGGACAAGACGACGCCGGUGGCCUCGGCCAUCCAAAAGUGCCAGUCGGAGCGCGACACCGGGCCCAGCAUCCACCGGCCGUUCUACAACACGUCCGUGCUGGGCACCGACUACGUGCCGUUCGUGGCCGCCAGCCUGGCCCUGUUCAUCGUCGUGUUCGUGCUGGUCGCCCUGGCCCUGGUGUUCCGCGAGGACCUGUGCCUGUGGGCGCAUUCCCGGUACGGCGUGCGCGUGUGCAAGUCGCCGUCGUCCAGCGAGACUGACAAGCUGUACGACGCGUACAUGGUGUACAGCAUCAAGGACGAGGAGUUCGUCAACCACAUACUGUCCACCAGCCUGGAGCGGUUCGGGUACAGCCUGUGCCUGCAUUACCGGGACAUACACGUCAUCAGCCCCGCGUACCUGAUGGACAGCUUCCUCGGGGCGUCGGACGCGUCCAAGCGCAUAAUCGUCGUGCUGUCGCUGUCGUUCCUGCAAAACGAAUGGGAGAAACCGGUGUUCCGGACCGCGUUCCAGGCGUGCCUGGAACGGGCCAAGACGAAAAAGCAGUCGGUGGUCGUUUUGCUGACCACCACGAUCACGCCGGACCGGGAGCUACAGGCGCUGCUCAAGUCGUGCGACGUGGUCACGUGGGGCGAGAAGCGGUUCUGGGACCGACUCCGGUACCUGAUGCCAGACCCCAAGCCCAUGGCCAGCGCCGGCGGCGACCUGAAGAAAGUGAUAUGCGACGGCCGACCCGUGGCCAGGUACACGGCCGCUCCGACGUCCCUCGAGGCGUGGAUCCGCAUGAGCCCGGCCUCGGUGACGCAGUCGCAGGCUCCCACGCAGAGCUCGUGCAUGUCCGAGGAAUCGUCGCAGAGGACCACUGACGAGGACGAGGACCCGUCCAACCACAGUUACGUGUCCAUCGAUUACCAGCAGAGGCACAAGCUGCACCACGUGUACAGCAGCAUACCGGACCCGAUUUACAAUCAAGCCGGAGGGAGGACUUAUUUCGUUUAG